Messenger RNA from Auanema sp. JU1783, 432 nucleotides. The record is from the annotation of a GenBank genome assembly. NCBI's taxonomy places the organism in Eukaryota, Metazoa, Nematoda, Chromadorea, Rhabditida, Rhabditidae.
AUGGGGAAGAAGAGUCGAGCUAGGAAACGAGCUGAAUCACGUCGUGCUGCUCGUGAAAGCGAAUCUCUUCCACGAGAUUCUGAUUCCAAUAUCAACGACUCGGUUGACAGCAUCAGCGUGCAAAACUCUGAUCUGGCUUCUUCUGACGAACAAGCUGAGCUUAUGAGUUCUGGCCUUAAUAUUGCUGAAGUUACAAUGACGCCGCCCGAGGGUAGCAGUAUUCGAUCUUCCAGGUUGCCGAUUCGGAUUUCAAGUUUACCCUUAAGCUGCUCUUCUUCACCCUCCUCCUCUCCUCGCUUAAUACCUGGGGAGAAAAAGUCUCGUAUUCCAAGACUACUCUCAUUGCGUGAAUUGAUAAAAUCACGCUCCGGGUACAACAGCGAGAUGAGUGAUGAAUCCCAUUUGGAAGUGAGUAGUGAAGGCUACAAUUAA